AUGUUGCCGUGCGCUGCCCCUCCUGCUUUCUCCGCCUGCUGCAUUGUCGUCCCGCCGCUGCGCCCCGGCUCCGCGUCCCGCGCUGUCCCCGCGGGCGGCGGAUGCGGGGGGGAGGAGGGGGAGGCGAGAGCACUCCGCGGCUCCGCUGCCUGUCCGCCCGGGUUUAUUCUUCAAUUCCCCACCGUGUAUCCCCCCGCUCUCCCGGCGGGAGCAGCCCAAGCUCCCCGCCCGCCCCUUAACCCUUGGCGGCACCCCCUGCCCUGCCCCGCGCCGCGCAGGCCGCGCAGCGCCCCCUGCCGACCGCGCCCCGCCCCGCCCUGCUCCCGCCGUGGCUGCCCGGCGGCAGCGGCUGCAGCCCCGGCCCCGCCACCCCGGCCCGGCCCCGCCGCCCUGGCCGCUGCCCGGGGCAGCCGCGCAGCCCGGCCGCCCUUCGCCAGGUGCUGCCGCGCUUACCUGCCGUGGGGGGCUGGGUCCUGCCCGGCCGCGCCCGCCGCUUUCCCUCCCCGAACGGCUGCAAAAUGGCCUCCCCGGCGAUGCCGGCCCUGCUCGCCGCAGCAGCGGGAGGGACGGGCGGGAAGGCGGGCGCGGUGCCCCGCUCCCCCGCACGGCUCGGACGCGUAG
Molecule: messenger RNA, 621 nt
Organism: Myiozetetes cayanensis
Lineage: Eukaryota; Metazoa; Chordata; Aves; Passeriformes; Tyrannidae
Product: sterile alpha motif domain-containing protein 1-like
Exons: 1
Coding region: 1-621 (206 amino acids)
Source: RefSeq, a predicted model, not a curated record